Messenger RNA from Oryza sativa Japonica Group (Japanese rice), 2232 nucleotides. Lineage: Eukaryota; Viridiplantae; Streptophyta; Magnoliopsida; Poales; Poaceae. The record is from RefSeq and is a predicted model, not a curated record.
GCCCUCCCCCCACUUUGGCGCCUUCCCUCUCUCCACCUCCUCCACUCUCCCACCACCACGAGACCUUCUCGAAGCUUCCUCCCCCCCAAACCCCUUCCGCUCCUCCUCCUCCUCCCAAAUCCACCACGGCGACGCCGCCGCCGCAGAGCCCCUAGCUCCCGGAGGUCCCUCGCCCCCGCCAGCUCCGACGGCCUCACGGAAGGAGGAGUAACGUGGGCGUUGAUUGGAUUUUUUUGUUUUCCCCCCACCUUGAGUGAGUCUGUGCCGUUUCCCCGGCGGCGAGGGAGGGCAGAGGGCUGAUCAUGGUCGUGCGCCGCCGGUGCCUUGCCGAGAUUUCCCCCAACCGCCACCGACGAUCGUUCACUUGGCACAAAGGGGAGUAGCACUGUCCAAGCUGUUGUGGUCCGUCAGGGAGAUUGGCCAACCUGUGGGGUUUCAGAUCGACAUAAGUACGUCAGUAUUUCAGCCAUCGAUCAAUCUGGCGGUUCAUAGGGCUGUGCUUGCAACCUUUCUGGCAGAAAGGAGAGAGCAAAGUGAUUUGCUGUCUCCUGUUGAUUGUGGCCUGUUGAGGCCCAGUAAUGGCAGAUGCUAGUUCAAGGACUGACACAUCGAUUGUUGUAGACAACGACGACAAAAACCACCAGUUAGAAAACGGACAUAGUGGUGCAGUCAUGGCUUCUAACUCUUCAGAUAGAUCUGACAGAUCUGACAAACUUAUGGACCAAAAGACAAUUCGGCGGCUUGCUCAAAAUCGUGAGGCAGCAAGAAAAAGUCGGCUGAGGAAAAAGGCAUAUGUGCAACAACUAGAGAGCAGUAAGCUGAAGCUUGCACAGCUAGAGCAGGAACUUCAGAAAGCUCGUCAGCAGGGAAUCUUCAUCUCUAGCUCUGGAGACCAGACCCAUGCCAUGAGUGGAAAUGGGGCAUUGACUUUUGACUUAGAAUACACUAGAUGGCUCGAGGAGCAAAAUAAGCAGAUAAAUGAGUUGAGGACAGCAGUGAAUGCUCAUGCAAGUGACAGUGACCUUCGUCUUAUUGUUGAUGGCAUAAUGGCGCAUUAUGACGAGGUAUUCAAGGUUAAGGGUGUAGCUGCAAAGGCCGAUGUGUUUCAUAUACUUUCAGGCAUGUGGAAGACACCCGCAGAAAGAUGCUUCCUGUGGCUUGGUGGUUUCCGUCCAUCUGAGCUUCUAAAGCUCCUAGCAAAUCACCUCGAACCUUUAACCGAGCAGCAGUUGCUGGGAUUAAACAACCUCCAGGAAUCUUCUCAGCAGGCGGAGGAUGCACUUUCACAAGGUAUGGAAGCACUGCAGCAAUCUCUGGCAGAUACUUUGGCUGGAUCUCUCGGUUCAUCAGGGUCUUCUGGGAAUGUGGCGAACUACAUGGGUCAGAUGGCAAUGGCCAUGGGUAAACUAGGAACGCUCGAGAAUUUCCUUUGCCAGGCGGACAACCUGCGACAGCAGACAUUGCAUCAAAUGCAACGAAUUCUGACGAUCCGGCAAGCCUCGCGUGCUCUUCUUGCCAUACACGAUUACUUUUCACGCUUGCGUGCUUUGAGUUCGCUGUGGCUUGCUAGGCCACGGGAGUAACAAAAUGGUCAUGUGUGCCUGUGACGAGGUUAGACGCUCAUUUUGAUGGACUGCAGAUAAUUGGGUUUUUCCCUGUACAAUUGUGUUUGGCAGCUGUGGACUAAAGUUAAAAACUGUACCUAAAGUGGUGUAUGCAAAUAGGUGAAGCCUCUAAGUAAGUUAUAACGAUUGCAUUAUUGUGUUAGCAAUAAAAGUUGGGUAAUUCAGGAUGUGUCCUGAGUUGUUUUGUUGUAGUAGAAGAACUGCAUGUAGUGGCUGGAAAUGCAGUGUUGAAUGUAACUAAAGCUCUGCUGCUCACGUUGCAUAAUGUUGUGUAGUAAUAGUUAGCUAGUGAUGCCCAUUUUACCUGCACUCCUCUGGGAAGCUGAAACUGCAACCUGAAGCAACCACGGUGCAGAAGACCGCAUGCAUGGUAAAUGAUUAAAAGGAUAUAUAUGGGCUCAACAUCGCUGCCAAAUCCUGAGAUAAUGAACAGGCAUGCUAAACUGCUACUUCCACAUGAAACCUCCCAGUUGACAUGAAGAAUGAGCUGUUCAGUUUUAUGGUUUCUGUGUUGCACUGUACAUAAUUCCUGUACGGGUCUGAAUUUAUCCUGAAAUCAUGCUAAACUGCAGAAGCAUAUGAAAUCUCCAGACCGGUUGACAUGAAA